CUCAGCAAUUCCAAUUACUUGAUCUCUUGCGGGUUUGUAAUCACUUGCUGCAGCAUUCUUCUUGUCCCGAGCAGCAAUCCCUCGGCCACGCCGGGUUGACCUUCGUCUCUUCCCCGCCUUUGGAAUCCAUCCCACCGGGUGACCUUGCGCUCGUUCGAAUCCGUCGCUGGUCCAACCCGUUCCAGCCUCUCUUUGUCAUUCCACUCGUGGUGUGCAUCCUGGUCCACCUUCGCUUCGAGGGGAAGAACUUGUUUCCUCAGGAGACUUGCGCCGCAAUUACCUGUGCCCAACACACUGCUUAUUUCUUUUCUUCUCUUCUCGUGUUGUGAUUGACCGAGUUCUUACCAAAGCCUGCUUGCGGCCGUGGUACGAUCAGACCUACCUGCGGGCGGGGUAAGGCCAUUUGCACACUCAUCUCACCUAUAAGCCCAGACCCUCUGCUCGGUUUACUACUCGGCACACUCUCAGCUGAUGCUGCUCUGGGCUAGUUAUCAUGCCUCUCGAUGAAGAAGGGGCCAAAUGGUCUUGUGAGCCAUGUAUCCGUGGCCAUCGGUCCUCGAAAUGCCAGCACUUCGACAGGAUGAUGAUGAAGGUCCCAAAGGCCGGACGGCCGCUUGCUAGAUGCCCUCAUCCGAAGGGAACUUGCAGCUGCCAGAAAUUAUAUGCGUUCAUGAUCCGCAUUCCCAAAGGCUCGACUUGCUUGUGCAGACCAGUGUACCAAGUACCUGCUGAUGCAGCGGAAUCUGCUUCAACCACCCCGAUUCCUGCUCCUCCGAUACCGAUUGCUGCUCCCAAUAAAAUUCAGAAACCCAUUAAACGACAGGUCAAGACGGCCCCAGAGAAUCUUACCAAAGCCUUGAACUCCAUAUCAGAAUUCGGAAACCAGCAAUUGGAACAUGGAAAAUUGGGCCGACCAUCCCCUUAUACGGCUCAGGAACAACGUUUGAGCAGUUCAUAUGAUAUCAUCAAGCAAGAACCAACUCCCUCGCACAAGGCCUUCGAGCGCGCUAGCGAAGAUAAGGCGCCGCAGGGCGGCAGCUGUUGCUCUCGCAAGCCCCAACCCCCACAGACUAUAACUCCGGAUGUUCAAGCUCCCGCAGUUCAGCGUUCCUGUUGUAGCAAGUCCAAGCCGGCGGCACAAGACGUCGAGAAGGAAGGCAGCAUUCUUGACAGUUCUGAUUACUUCCACCCUCCAGUCUUUGACACUGAUAACGCAAGAUACACCCCGAAUUCUAUUCCUCAAGUUUCGACAUGGCAGGAUUUCCAAGCAGCGAAGCAGAGCCAGUACAUGCAGCCUUUCGCAUUGCCCGUAUCCGAGUCCGGUUAUCUUCCCAUGGCCGGACCUGCCGCAGAUAUUCGUCCUAAGCCACUAGACUUCCAGCAUCCGCAUGCUUUCAACAACUAUGAUCUCUUCAGCAAUCAGACUUCGCAGCCGCCGUCGGAGAAUACGCAGAAUGUCGUUGCAGAUCCAAAAUGUACUGCUAGCGAAGUCGCCCAUGAUUGUAGCUGUGGCGAUGGUUGUCAAUGUCUGGGCUGCGCGUCUCACCCGUUCAACAACACUACCCGACAGCAUGUCCAACAAAUGGGCCUCCUGGUGGCCCUGAAUGAUGAUGAGCAAAGCCCCGAAAGGCUGAACAGUCAUAGAGGCUCCCCUCUGCAAAGUCAACCACCGGACUUCUCAUCAUUACAAUAUUCGUUCACAAACUUCGGAAAUCCUUUGGGUGAAGGCUUUCACCCCGUUGCAAUGCACCCAUAUGCCCAACAGAGUACGGAUCCGGGUCACGUAAAUAAAGGCUAUUCAUCUCCACCUGCGGAUUAUCUAGGACAGCAGCUCAUGGUGCCGUCAGAGUACUAUACUCUCGAGUACCCAGUGGGGCUGCCUAGUGCUUGCGUCGAUACAACUGGAAGUUGCCAGUGCGGGAAUGACUGUACCUGUGUUGGCUGUCUCACCCACAGCGGACACAAUGGGCUGCCUCUUGAGCCCGCCAUGCCCGAGAGCAAUUGGGACCACAUGAAUCUUCCAGGUUUCUCCAUGGACGCCGCUGGGCACAGCACGUCGCAGAUGCCCGUGAUGGAUAACUUUGUCGCUCAUUCGAACUCGAUGCUGUAGUACCCCGCUUUUCAGCUGCAGUUGGAUGCAACGCGACUCCACCUUUCUCUCACUCUUAUGCCCUUCCUUUGCUUUUCCUGCGAUCAAGUUUUUACUCGGAUGACCGAUGCUUGUUCAUGAUACCCCUUUCACAUAGACGUUGGAUGAUAGAGGAUACAAAAGUCUUUUCGUCCUCUCUAUUAUUGUAUAUAUUCCUGAGCCAUUACUUGCGUUUGUCUAGAGUCUCAAAAGCACGGACCAAUCUCCUCCCCCAGCUCUGCGAGCCCUUGUUUUUCUCUUAUCGCCUUGUGUUCUAUGCUGAUUGGCACAACAUCUGUAAGAACUAUCGUAAAAGAGACUUAGGUCUGGACCUAACGCAGCAAACUGGAGAGAAGCCCAGGUGUCUUGUAGUGUGAUCGUGUGAUCAGACAGACGGUCCUUGAUGCUAAUGAAUAGCUACUAUAAAAGCAACAUUACAGAUGCCUCGACAGAUUUAAGAGUGGUAGCAUAACGAUGAAUUGGAUGCUAAAGUAGGAAAAAGUCUAGAGAGACCAUUUCAAAC
Molecule: messenger RNA, 2651 nt
Organism: Aspergillus welwitschiae
Lineage: Eukaryota; Fungi; Ascomycota; Eurotiomycetes; Eurotiales; Aspergillaceae
Gene: mac1
Product: putative copper-activated transcription factor GRISEA
Exons: 3
Coding region: 494-2110 (538 amino acids)
Biological process (GO): positive regulation of transcription by RNA polymerase II; intracellular iron ion homeostasis; intracellular copper ion homeostasis
Cellular component (GO): nucleus
Molecular function (GO): RNA polymerase II cis-regulatory region sequence-specific DNA binding; DNA-binding transcription factor activity, RNA polymerase II-specific; copper ion binding
Source: RefSeq, a predicted model, not a curated record